AUGGGAGCUGAAGAAGAAAACAAUAAGAGAUGGCCUCAAUGGCUGAAACCUCUGCUUCGAGAGAAAUUCUUCGGACAAUGCAAAUUACACGCAGAUUCACACAAGAGUGAGUGUAACAUGUACUGUUUAGACUGUACCAAUGGUCCUCUCUGUUCUCUCUGCCUCUCCUCCCACAAGGAUCAUCACGCCAUUCAGAUAAGGAGAUCAUCGUAUCACGAUGUGAUAAGAGUAUCGGAGAUUCAGAAAUUUCUGGACAUAUCAGGAGUUCAGACAUAUGUGAUUAACAGUGCUAAGGUUGUCUUCUUGAACGAGAGACCUCAGCCACGACCAGGCAAAGGUGUGAUCAACACCUGCGAAGUCUGUUAUCGGAGCCUCGUUGAUUCCUUCAGAUUCUGCUCUCUUGGUUGCAAGAUUUCCGGAAUCGCGAAGAAAAGAAAGGAUUGGACGAACAAUCUUUCAGACUCGGAUGAUUCUUAUAGUAGUACUAGCAUCGGGAAGCUCAAGAAGAACGAUGAUAGUUUCACACCAUCAACACCGCCUCUAUCAGCCGUGAAUCGCCAAAUUGCAAAACGAAGGAAGGGAAUUCCGCACCGUGCUCCUUUUGGAGGACUAAUCAUCGAAUACUAA
This is a messenger RNA of Microthlaspi erraticum, 627 nucleotides long. NCBI's taxonomy places the organism in Eukaryota, Viridiplantae, Streptophyta, Magnoliopsida, Brassicales, Brassicaceae. The record is from the annotation of a GenBank genome assembly.